This is a messenger RNA of Anoplopoma fimbria (sablefish), 2358 nucleotides long. RefSeq names its product V-set and immunoglobulin domain containing 10 like (gene vsig10l). The record is from RefSeq and is a predicted model, not a curated record. The transcript is spliced from 12 exons. Bases 198 to 2300 code for a protein of 700 amino acids. NCBI's taxonomy places the organism in Eukaryota, Metazoa, Chordata, Actinopteri, Perciformes, Anoplopomatidae.
UUCGGCACAGGUGAGCCACUCUCCAGCGCCAGAGGACACAGGAGGACACGCAGGUGGACCAGUCACUGCUGUGCAACACACCAAGGACAUUUCUUCACUUGUGUUUUUUGCUGGGAUUUUAACUUCAUAAUCAGCUAUUUUUUUUUUAAUAUCUUGAAUUGGUGAGCAAACCCGACUGUCGCUCCUGUUUUAAUAAAAUGACCUGGCCGGGUGAAUUUGGGAGAUUAAACGCAGUUUUUCUGCCCAUUUUACUCAGCUUCACUUUUCAAGGUGCGUUGUGUCAGCUGCUGGUGUCCCCCGCUGGCCCCACCCAGGUGGACGCGUUAGCGGGCAGCAACGUGACUCUGGCCGUGUCCUUCAGCGGAGCCACCGACCCGGCGCUCACCUGGUUCAUGGCCGAGCUACCUGUAGUCACGUGGGCCCUUAACUCCGGGGUUGGCCCUGACGUUGCUGAAGGCAGAAGGACGGUGCUGAGGGUCGAGACGAGCGGAUCCCUUAGCUUUGUGGAGGUUCCGCUGGGAUACACCAGUAACUACACCAUUGAAAUGACAAAGUCUGGACUGGGGAAAUCCUUCACUACUUUCACUCUGAGAGUAUUUGAUGUGAUCCAGAAUGUGAUCCUCAGAGCACAGUCUGGUUCGGCCCAGGAGGGAGCUGCCCGGUUCACCCUGCAGUACAGCAUGCAGCAAGGAGUGGUCGAGCAACAGACGUGGUUCUUCGCUGGCAGGGAGAUACAAUCCAACUCGCACUACACGGUGGAGGAAAGGAGCCUCGUGAUCCUCAGUCCAAACCGAAGCGACACAGGACGGUACACAGUGUUACUGACGAACCCCUUCAGCAGGGCGACGACUGACGUAAACGUCUCCGUGCUGUAUGGACCAGAUGAGCCCAUACUUGAGGCCCGUCCAGCUCAGCCUUUCUAUGUAUCGGGGGACAAUCUGAGUGUCUCCUGCCAGGCUGAUGGGUUCCCACCUCCGAAUGCUGAGUGGGUCUUUGGCAGUCAGACCCUCUCUGAUUCCCCCCAAGGAGUCUUGAAUCUAAAACGUGUACAGCCCAGUCAAGGAGGGGUUUAUACCUGCACGCUGCUCAAUGUGGAGACGGGAGAAAAGCGCCAAAAGAACAUCACUUUAAACGUUUAUGAGAAGCCGUCGGGCGAUCCAAUGUGCUCUGUGCAGUCGUUGAAUAACGUGGGCCUCCAGUACCACUGUCGGUGGUCGGGUGGAUCCCCACAGGCCCAGCUUUCUUUCCCAGCACUAAACAACACCAGCAGUGCAGCAGGGAACCUCAGCCUGACCUUCAACGCCUCGCCUGACCUCGACAGGAAAACUGUCACGUGCAUGGCUGACCACCCUGUCAAACAGAAUAACUGCAGUAUUACUGCGGCAAGUCCAAGUAUGUUCCUGCCAGCUGUGAGAACCACAGUUCCCUCUGAUGGCAAAAUAAUGGUGACCAUCCAGUGUGUCAGUGAGGCCUCGCCUCAGGCCGUGGUGUCAUGGUCCAAAGGCAGCGCGGCCGUCACCAGCACGUCACCAUACCAGAUCAGCAGGGACACCACACAGCUGGAGAUACGGGAUUACAACGUCAGCUUUCUCCUCCAGAACUACACCUGUACCUGUCGCAACCCACUUGGCAGCCAGAAAAGGGAAAUUCAGUUGAGAGGACCGUCGAUCUCAGAUUUCGGUGUGUUGACUAAUCCCAAUGGAACCAUCGUCACGUUGACCUGGGAGGUCCUGCCCACCUCCGUCGUUACAGGGUUUGACAUCCAAAUGAAAGGACUAGACAUCCUGAGCAGAAAUCUUGAUGGUGCCCAAACUAAAGCCAGCUCAAACAGAUUUCGCACCAUCAAAAAGGAGCCUGGCCCUGUCAGGAGGACCGACAUCUUUAUCCAAAAUCCCAAGUUGACGUACAAGUUUCGGGUCAUCCCAAGAGCUCUAAUGACUGAAGGUCGGCCGUCUGAGGUCCAGAGAAUUGGUCCAGGUGAAGGGCUGAGUGGAUCUGCCAUCGCUGGCAUUGCAGCUGGAAUCCCCUGCGGCCUUCUCUUCCUCCUCCUGCUGGGCGGCUCCAUCUACUUCUGUGUCUACUGGAACAAGAACAAAAGUCGGCAGACAAGAUAUCCAUUGUCCAGAGCAGUUGAGAAGGCAGUAACAACCCCGACAGAAACUACUCCUCAUAACCUGCUGACAGGAGGGAUAAAGUCUCCACCUGAUUACAACCGAUUACAGCAGACUCCCUCUGAAAGAUCAAUGGCUCUCCCAGCAUUUUUCCCUCCACCGCCUGUCAGAGUUGCUACAACUGUUUGAAUUCCAAAAUUUGCUGAGAUGUAUAUAUUAAUUUUAAAUUGCAUGCUAUAUUUUUAUG